Molecule: messenger RNA, 3040 nt
Organism: Danio rerio (zebrafish)
Lineage: Eukaryota; Metazoa; Chordata; Actinopteri; Cypriniformes; Danionidae
Source: RefSeq, a predicted model, not a curated record
AUAACAUCUGUUUGGGCUGAUUGUAGCUGACCUAAACUGAUAGGGAGCAUGAAGAGAAUCCAUUUUAGCGCAAUGUGCCUUGGAUGCACCUUCUUGGGAAUGGCUUCACUGGCCACCAUUGUUGGUUUGUGGACCGUUCAACUCCUUCCAACAACUGAAUCUCAUGUCGAGCCUUGGAAAGAGUAUCGUCUACCAGACACUCUGUUUCCACACUACUACAACAUCACUCUCUGGCCUCGACUCCAGCCGGAUGAUCACGGCCUCUAUGUGUUUACUGGAAAUUCCAGCGUGGUCUUUAAAUGUUUGCGGGAGACUGAUAUCAUCAUAAUUCACUGCAAUAAGCUGAACCUGACCUCAGAAGAUGGAUAUCUGGCCAAACUAUCAGCAUUUAGUACUUCAGAGGUGCCUUCAGUGAAGAAAACCUGGAUAGAGGAGAUGACGCAGUACCUUGUCUUGCAACUGAAUGGUAAACUCAAAGCUGGAGAGCUCUAUGUGCUUUACACUGAGUUUGUUGGAGAACUUGCAGACGACCUGGCCGGGUUGUACCGUAGUGAAUACGAUGAGGACGGAGAGAAAAAGAUAGUUGCCACCAGCCAGAUGCAUCCCACACAUGCUCGCAAGACCUUCCCAUGUUUCGAUGAGCCUGCAAUGAAAGCCGUUUUCCACAUCACUCUCAUCCAUGAUAGAGGAACCGUGGCCCUGUCCAAUGGAAUGGAGAUUGAAAACGUGGACACCAUUGUUGAUGGACAGCCAGUUACAGUGACAACAUUUGAACCCACAAAGAUCAUGUCCUCGUAUCUAUUGGCACUGGUUGUCAGUGACUACACUAAUGUUACAUCAGCAGAUGGCACCUUGAUACGGAUAUGGGCCCGUAAGAAAGCCAUUGAGGACGGCCAUGGUGAUUAUGCUCUGAAUAUAACAGGCCCAAUCCUGAAGUUUUUUGAAAACUAUUACAAUGUACCUUAUCCACUUUCUAAAUCAGACCAGAUUGCCCUUCCUGAUUUUUACUUUGGGGCGAUGGAGAAUUGGGGUCUGGUGAUGUAUAGAGAAUCUAACCUUCUAUACGAUCCAACCGUCUCAUCUAAUGCAAACAAAGAAAGAACAGCCACCAUUAUUGCCCAUGAACUGGCUCACAUGUGGUUUGGCAACCUUGUGACUCUAAAAUGGUGGAAUGAGGUUUGGUUGAAUGAAGGUUUUGCAUCUUAUGUGUCGUAUCUUGGUGCAGACUUUGCAGAACCAUCCUGGAACGUGAAAGACUUGAUCAUUCUUAAAGACGUACACCGCGUUUUUGCUGUGGAUGCUCUGGCCUCCUCUCAUCCGCUGUCUUCUAAAGAGGAAGAUAUUAUAAAACCCGAGCAGAUCAUUGAGCAGUUUGAUACUGUCUCCUACAGCAAGGGGGCGUCGGUGUUGAGAAUGCUGUCAGACUUCCUCACAGAGCCUGUGUUCGUUCAGGGACUAAAUACUUAUCUCACCAUGUUUGCCGAUCAAAAUACAGUCGGUGAGGAUCUGUGGGAUCACCUUCAAACUGCUGUUAAUAAGACUGGAACAGUACUUCCCUUAAGUGUUAAAGUAAUCAUGGACCGCUGGGUUCUUCAAAUGGGUUUCCCUGUGGUCACGGUCAACACUACGACUGGUCAGGUCUCUCAGAUGCACUUCCUUCUGGAUCCCGAGUCUUCUCUGCAGAGGACGUCUCCAUUCAACUAUGAAUGGAUUGUACCCAUUAACUGGAUGAAAUCAAAGAUGGUGCAGUCACGCUUUUGGCUUUUGGAAAGAACUGCUGUAUAUAAUGAUAUGAAGACGACUGGGAGUGAGUGGGUGCUUCUGAACCUGAACAUCACAGGGUAUUACAGAGUGAAUUAUGACAUUGGGAACUGGGAACGUCUCUUAAAUCAGCUGGCAGAGAAUCACAAGGUCAUUUCAGUCAUCAACAGAGCUCAGAUAGUAGACGAUGCAUUUAAUCUCGCAAGGGCUAAGAUAAUUCCUGUCACUUUAGCACUAAAAACAACCACAUACUUAUCUGAAGAAAGAGAAUAUAUGCCGUGGCAGUCUGCCCUCAACAACUUGGAUUAUUUCUACCUCAUGUUUACACAAACUGAGGUCUAUCGACUCUUACAGAGCUACACUAAAAAGCAGGUGACCCCACUUUUUGACUAUUUCAAGACUAUUACUGAAGACUGGUCUGAUGUUCCCUCUGGCCAUACAGACCAGUAUAAUCAAGUUAAUGCAAUUAGAUUCGCCUGCAGCACUGGUGUAGAUGAAUGUCAAAAUCUCACUUCAAGCUGGUACAAACAAUGGAUGGACCAGCCAAACCACAACCCGAUUCACCCCAAUUUGAGGUCCACAGUGUACUGCAGUGCUAUUGCCACAGGGGGAGCUGAAGAGUGGGACUUCGGGUGGACGAUGUUUAAAAACGCCGCCAUCGAAGCUGACAAACUCAUGUCAUCCCUGGCUUGUGCAAAAAAUCAAACUCUUUUAAAAAGGUACCUUGGCUACACGCUGGACCCAUCAAUGAUCCGUAAACAGGACGCCACAUCUGUGAUUGUGUAUAUUGCUAGUAAUCCUGAUGGUCAGAAGCUGGCAUGGGAAUUUGUCAGGAAUAAAUGGGAAUAUAUGUUCACAGAGUAUGGCGUUGGAUCAUUUAAUUUUGCCAGCCUUAUAAGUGGCAUAACCAAAACCUUUUCAACUGAAGCUGAACUUGAGCAGUUGCUGAAGUUUAAAAGUGAUAAUUCUGAGAUCGGCUUUGGAUCAGCGACAGCAGCUCUGGAACAGGCCAUCGAGAAGACAAAAGCCAAUAUAAAAUGGGUGGCUGAAAACCAGGAGGACAUCACAGACUGGCUGGUGGCUCAGUCUGCUUAAACAUAAUGGGUGUUGCCCAAAUUGUAUCACUGUAUUUCUCUAUAUAAGAGCCUUUAGAGAAUAACAUAAAACAUUUACAGAGCAUCAUCAGAUGGACAGUAAUCAGGCUUUGAAUUAUAGAUUUACUAUUGAGUCAGCUUUUUUCAGUAUUUUGUGUAAUAAAUAUGCUUCGGUGAUCCAAAUU